Messenger RNA from Paramecium octaurelia, 5795 nucleotides. NCBI's taxonomy places the organism in Eukaryota, Ciliophora, Oligohymenophorea, Peniculida, Parameciidae. The record is from the annotation of a GenBank genome assembly.
AUGACAGAUAAAUUUAAGGCGGAACGAGACAAUAUUCAAGUUUCUAUUAGAAUAAAGUAAGCAUCCUUUUAUGAAUUAUCAAAGACCUUUAUUAGAAGAUGGAAGAUCAUGUAUUAAGUUGGAUUCCAAUUUAAAAAAUACAAUUAUUAUUGAGGGCAAUCAAUAAUAACAGCAAGACUAGAAAUAUUUCUAUUUUGAUUACGUAGCUUAACAAGACUCAACCUAAGAAGACAUAUUUAAUAUAGUUGGAAAAUAAUAAGCAAUCAAUUGUCUAGAUGGUUAUAAUGGAUGUGUGUUUGUCUAUGGAUAAACUGGAAGUGGUAAAACAUACACUAUGAUGGGUACAUAGAAGCAGCCAGGCUUAUUACCAAGAGUGAUUGAUUUUCUUUUUAAUUGCAUUUAGGAGGAUUCCUCAGAAUACGUAGAAUAUUUAGUCAAAUGCAGUUAUUUGGAAAUCUAUAAUGAACAUAUAAUAGAUCUUCUGAAUCCCUAGUUAGGAAACUUAUAAUUGAGAGAAGAUCUCAAAAAGGGAGUUUAUGUAGAAUAGUUAAGCGAAGAAGUUUGUACAAAUGUAGCUGAAUCAUUGGAAGUACUUCAGAGAGGUAGUCUUAAUAGACACAUAUCAUCUACCUAGAUGAACAUAGAAUCAUCAAGAUCACACAGUGUGUUUACUAUAUAACUUGAAUCAAGAAGAUAAUCAUCUCAGACUUAGGUCAUCAAUCAUAGAUUUUCAAGAUUUCAUUUUGUUGAUCUAGCUGGUAGUGAAAGGUAGAAGCAAUCUUAAGUUUAAGGAGAGAGGUUGAGAGAAGGUUGCAAUAUAAAUAAAAGUUUACACAUCUUGGGCAAUGUAAUCAAUUCUCUUGUUGAAGACAAUCAAUCCUACGUACAUUAUAGAGACUCCAAAUUGACUUUUCUACUCAAAGAUUCUUUGGGAGGCAAUUCAAGAACUCAUCUAAUAGCCAAUAUAUAAUAAUCCCAACAAUUCUAUCAAGAAACCUUGUCGACUCUUAUGUUUUCUAAAAGAGUUAAAUAAGUUAGAAAUAAAGCAAGAAUCAACGAAGAUGAAAGUGGAAAUUUAGAGAGUCUCAAGAAUGAAAUCAAAAGACUCAAAUAAGAACUUGCAAAAAGUGUUACUCAAUAACAAAAAUGGGAAUCACCUAAGAAGUUUGAAUAAAAAUAAUAAUAGUCCUAAAUUAAUGAACAAUGUAUUCAAUUUCAUAUUAUAAUCUAGUUUUACAAUCUUUGGAAUUGGAAAGCUUGAUGAUUAAUGAUUAAAAAUACAUUAAGCUCGAAGAAAUUUUGAAGUGCUAUUUAGAAUAAUCAACAGAAAGCGAAACUGCAUUGUUUUUAGAAAUUGAAAAAUAUUUGAAUGGAAUUAAAUAAUUAAAAGAAGGCUUCUAAUUAGGAUAAUAGUUAGAGCAAUAGUUAAAAUUUGUUAUUAAAUUACAGAAUGAAUAAAUAUAAAAAUUGAAAUUAAAUUAAUAAGCAGAUGAAAUACAAUAAUAGAUUUAAUAAUAAUUAGCAUAUGCUUUGCAAUGUCAAGGAUUAGUUAUGAAAACAUUUUACGAAAACUUAACUUUAAAAGAGCAGUAAGGAGCUACAUAAACAGUAUCCAAGGUUUAAGUGUAAGUCGAUACAAAUCUCAAUUUAUUAAAAGAAAUAGUUGAAACUGUUUAGGUAUAUUAUAUAUUUAUUUGAUAGAACUCUUUAAAUGAAAGAAGACUUUUUCAAUAGCAAAUAGAUACUUAAUUUAAUUCAUAAUAUGUCACUUUAGAUAAAUUUAAAGAACUUGAAACAUAAUCAGAAUAUAAAGAGAAGUUGUUAUCAGAAUAAACAUAAAAAUUAGUUUAAAUGGAAGAAUAAAUCAAGGAGGUUGAAAAAUAAAUUUUACAAAAAUUAGCUGAAAAUGGUAUUACAUUUAACGAAAACGAUUAAAUCAUUGACGUUAGAGAUAAGCAAAUAUUAGAUUUAAAAAGCAGAAUUAGUGAUCUUAAUUAAGAACUCAAAAAUUCAAAUUAAGAAUUAGAAGAGUUAUUAAAUAACUCAGAGUAGGUUAUUUAAUAAUUGAAAGUUGAAAAUUAAUAAAUAGUAGCUCAAAAAUAGGAAUUUGAAGUUAAUUACGAACAAUCACAAACAAAUAUCUAAUAGUUCUAAGAAGAUUUUAAGCAAUAGAUCUUGUAAUUUGAAGAAUAAAUUAUUUAAUUGAAGGAUUAAAAUUAAUUAUAAUCUCAUAAUUAUCAAUAGCUCAAUUAAUAAAAUUAAGAAUUCAAAUAAUAAAUUCAAAAUGAAAAAAAUUAAAAUACUUAGCUUGUUUAAGACUUAGCAGAAAAUGAAGAAAAACUAAGAGAAAUUAAUCAAAUAAUUGUUGACAAUGAUAUUACAAUUUAAGAACUAAAAUAAUAACUAUCUACUUAUGAAAGUAAUAUUACAUAAUUAAAAAAUGAUUUAAGUGAUUAAAAAACUAAACUUCAAUAAAAUCACAAAGUAAUUAAAGAAUUAGAAAUUGAAAAUUAAAAUCUAAAAUAAACAUGUUCCAAAUAUUAAAAUGAAUUAGGAAUAGUAUAAGACUAAUUAAAGUUAUCAGUAUCCAAACUAGAGAGUUCAGAAUUGGAAUUAUUUACUUAACUAUAAUAAGUAUAAAAAGAUAAUUAAUUGUUAUAAUAAGAGAAUUCACUCUUAUAUAAGACUAAGGAUGAAAUAAAAUAGGAAAGAGAUGGUUUAGUUCAAGAAUUAAAGUAAUAAAAUUAGGAACUUCUAAAUACUUAAUUAAAACUAAAAUAAACUGAAUAGAACUAUUAGGAAGAAAUGAUAGUAUUUUAAUAAAAUUAUUAAAUUUAAAAUUCAGACUUAGAGAAGAAUUACUAAGAUUAAAUCAAACAAUAAAAAAAGGAUUUUGAAUUGUUCUUAUAGCAACUAAGUGCAAAAAAAGAUUAUGAUUUAGGUAUAUUGAAUUAAGAAGUAAUAUAUUAUUUAUAACUUUUUAGAUCCAUUCAUUGACUUGCAUAAUCAAAGAAAAAGAAAAUUACAUUUCUGAAUUGUAGUCUUCAUAGGAAUUCUAAAUUAAUGUAAUUUAAUUUAUAUCCUUAAUAGUUGUUAAAUUAAAAAUUACAAAAUGAAACUUAAAGGGCUUAGCAUUUGGAGAGCAUUAUCGAAACAUAGAAAUUAGAGUUUGAAGAUAUUCAAAAGGAGCAGAUGUCCAGUGUAGACUUAUUGUAAAAGCAAUUAGAAAGUAAGCAGGCUGUAAUUCAAGAAACAUCGGAUCAUUAUAACCAAGUUCAUGAACUCUACAUCUCUUUGUAAGCUAGGUUGGAACAAAAGGACUAAGUUAAUUCCGAAUUAAAAAGAGAUUUGUUAUAGCAGAAGUCCAAAAUAGAGAGCUAGUCAAAGGAAAUACAAUAGUUAUAAUAAAAAAUGGUCUCAAUAGAGAAUGAGAACUAAUAAAGCAGAAACACAAUGGAAAUUUAAUAGUAAGGUAAAUUGUAAGAUAUGACAUAAAAAUUAUAAAUUAAGAUUAGAAUAAUCGAAUAAUUGACCAAUGAAAAAACAGCUUUAAAUGAUAAAAUAAAGGAGUUUGAAUGUGAAUCAAAUAAGUUAAAAUAAAUGAUAAAUCAAUUAGAACAGUAAUGUAAUGAAUGGUUAAAUAAAUCUAAUGCAUUAUAGUCUCAAAUUCAAUGUUUGAUGAAUACCGUAAAUGAAAAAGAUUCAGAAAUAGAAUUUAUGCAAUAAGAAUUGAAUAAAUAAAAUCAGAUUCUUGAUAAAAGUUCUGAAGUAUGGAAAAAGGAAACAAACUAAAUGGAAAUUGAUAAUAACAUCUUAAAAAUCUAAAUCAAUGAUAAGUAAAAGGAGAUACACAAACUUGAAUAGAGAUUAAAUGCUAGUUUAAAUGAUUUGCAAUAAAAAGAACAAUAGGUAGAUCAAUUAAAGUUAUAAUUAAAUCAUCUAAAUACAAAUUUAUAACAAUAAUUAGAAUUAACUUCUAAAGAUAAUUCCUAACUAAAAAAGGAAAUAUCAUAAUUAAAUCAACAUAUUGAUUCACAACAUGAGGAAAUAGAUUAGAUGAGAGUUGAAUUGGAUUAAAAAUAAUCUCAAGUCGAUGAAAACAAAUCAAUUGUUAAGAAAUUAACUAAGUAAUUAGAAGUAGAAAUUAAACAAUAUUCUCUGCAUUUAAAAAAAUAUGAAGAUUAACACAAAAAGGAAGUUUAAGAGUUAGUAGAUUAAUUGGAUAUUCACUAGAAGAAAUUAUAAUAGAAGGAUCAAUAAAUUGAAUAGUUAAAUAAAUAAGUUAAUGGAUUAUAAUGUGCAUUUGAAACCAAAGAAGAUGUAAAUCAAUAAACUCAAAAAGACAUUCAAUAGCUAAAGGAUAAAUUAAAGUCUGAUUAGACUAAGUUUACAGUAUAUAUUAUUAUUUAUUUUUAGAAAAUAAUCUAAGGUCUUGAGAAUGCCAACAUUCAAUUGAAAAAUCAAUUAGAAGAAAGUAGUUAUCAGAUUUAGGAAAAUGUGCAUAAAUAUCAAUCAAUCCAAAAAUAAAAUGAUUUAUAGAACAUACAAGUUAGUGAAUAAUAAGAGAAAUAUAAUCUCUUAAAGGAUCAAUUUACUAGACUAGAAUCUUAAAUGAAAUAAGAAUCCUAAAUAAGAGAACAAUAUAGUCAUAUUGCUGAGAAAGUUACAAAGGAAAACAAUGAAUUAAAAUAGAAGAUCGAUAAAAAAUAAUAAGUAAAAUUUAUCAUUAAUUCAAAGAUUAUUGUACAAUUAGAGUCAGCUCUCUUAUAAAAUGAAGAAACACUAAAAAAUGUACAUGAUAGAGCAAAGGAGUUUUGUAAGUAACAAGAGAAGGAAAUUAAUGAUAUCAAGGAUUAGUAUCUAAAAUUAGAGGCUGAACAUAAUGCUAUAUUAGUAAUUGUUAGAUUUAUCUUAAUAGUCCUAAAAUUAAGAACGAGAAGAUGAAAAUGAAUAAAUGAAAGACCAAAAAGAUCAAGCACUGAUGUAAAUGCACGCUUUAGAGGAUGAAAAUGGUUAAUUAAAGAAGGAACUACAAGAGCAACAUGAAAAAUUAACCAAAUCAAAUAAUGAAAGAUCUAUGCUCUAUAAGUAAAUCGAAGAAAUGCAAAAAGAUAUAGCCUAACUUGGAGGUCAUAAUAAUCCUUCAUAAAAGAUACGAUAUUUAAAUACAAUAAAGCAAGAAAAUUCUUGUUUGAAAUAAGAAAAGCUAUACUUAUCAGAAUAAUUACAGAAGGAAAUUGAAGAAAAAAAUAAACUGCUCUAGUAAUAAUAAUAGACUAGAAAAAACACUGAUUCAGAUAAUUAAUAUAAUACAUCUAAAUUAGAUAUGGUAUUUAUGUUUGAUUAUCAUAGCAAAAAUUGAUUGUUGAAAAUUAAAGACUCAAUAAUGAGAUGACUAAACUUAAUCAAAUUUUGAAUUUAAGUGGAGUUAAAAAUAGAUUUUCAACAAUCAAAGGCAGCGAUGGAGAUAAGAUCAUUUAAUCUGUGUAAUUACUUAUUUAAGAGUUGAUUGUAAGACUAAUUUAUAAUUUUAGGACUGCAAAUAAGAAAUUUAACAGAGGAAUAAAGAUUAAGAAGGAAAAAACCUUAAAUAUUAAACAAUGGAAAAAGAUUUAUUAGUUAUGAAACAAAAAUUCUAUGCUGUAUAAAAAGAUAAUCCGUUAAUCUAAACGAAAGCAUAAAGUCCUGCUGUGCAACAUGAUGUAUUGAGAGACAACAAUAGAAUUAAUAUUAAUUCGGGUAGUGUUUAAAGAUAGUCAAAACCAAAAGCUUAACAAACUUUCCAAUUUUAGUGA